Sphenostylis stenocarpa is the source of this 915-nucleotide messenger RNA. The record is from the annotation of a GenBank genome assembly. NCBI's taxonomy places the organism in Eukaryota, Viridiplantae, Streptophyta, Magnoliopsida, Fabales, Fabaceae.
AUGGCAUCAAGACACCGUGUUCACAGAGAACCCUUGAGUGCCAGAAGGGGGUAUCCGCCGGAUGGGCCUUAUGCUCGCGGACCUCCGAUGCCGCGCCCGCCGCCAAUUCCUCCUCACCCGGCUGUGUUGGAAGAGGAACUUGAAUUUCAGCAUGCCGAGAUGCGGCGGUUGGUGGCAGACAACAGGAGGUUGAUUGAUGACCGCAUGGCGUUGCAGCGAGACCUGGCGGCCGCGAAAGAGGAGCUUCAUCGAAUGAAUCUCGCCAUCGGUGACAUUCGCGCUGAGCAUGAGGCGCAUUCGAGGGAGCUUGUUGAGAAAGGCAUGAAGAUGGAGGCUGACCUUAGGGCAAAUGAGCCCCUGAAGAAUGAAGUCAUGCAACUGCGGGCUGAAGUUCAGAAACUUAAUAAUCUCAAACAAGAGCUGACAGGGAAGGUUCAGACACUCACACAAGAUGUUGCAAGGUUACAAGCAGAUAAUCAGCAAAUUCCUAUGAUGAGGGCUGAGAUGGAUGGCCUGCACCAAGAGCUAAUGCGUGCCAGGUGUGUGGCUCAAUUGCUGACAGGGUUUCCAUUCUCUAUUGUCAAGCUCUUUUGUGAUAGAACCAUGGUGGAUUAUGAAAAGAAGGCAAACAUAGAGUUCAUGGAACAGAGGCAGUCCAUGGAAAAAAAUUUGGUUUCCAUGGCCCGGGAAGUUGAGAAAUUACGUGCUGAGCUUGCAAGUUCUGAUGGAAGACAUUGGGGUGCUGGUAUGUCAGGUGGACCAUAUGGAACACAGUUUGGUAGCCCAGAGGGUUUUCCAGCUCCAUAUACAGAUGGAUAUGGCAUUCACUUGGGUUCUGCAGAGAAAGGUCCUCCCUAUGGGGCGAGUGCUGCUUCAAGAAAGGGACAUGAGAAGCCUCGCAUGAAUCGUCGUUGA